GUUGGUCAUUAUUUCAGGUAUUAUGGUAAAACUACACUAACGCACAUUACGCAUGCGCAUGUCGGAUUCGUCAUUCAUCGUUCGCUGUGGCCGACAUCACGAAACCGUCAUUUUCUAAAAUCAGUUAAUUUUGCCAACGAAUUACCGCAUUACUAAUUAUAGAAAAUGCCUAACCAAGUGUUAACUAUAGAGCCGCAAAAUGAACUCAAGUUUAAAGGGCUCUUUGAGCAGGGCUACACGACGUACAUGCGGCUGAUAAACCCGACCACUGAUACAGUGCUGUUCAAGAUAAAGACCACCGCGCCUAAGAAAUACUGCGUGCGCCCCAACUCGGGUGUGCUUGAACCAAACUCCAAAGUGGACAUAGCCAUCACUCCACAGCCGGUGUUUGUUGAUCCGAAUGACAAGCACAAACACAAGUUCAUGGUUCAGAGUGUCAUCGCUCCCGAGGGCAAGACAAACAUAGAUCAAGUGUGGAAGGAAACGAGUCCCGAUCAGCUUAUGGACUACAAGCUAAAGUGUGUAUUUGAAACGCCUCGCGGAACUAAUCUCAACGACGCCGGCGACGUCCCGGCACAAAACGAAGUAUCUAAGAAACGAGUUGCGGUUGCAGAUGACGCGAAGGCUCCAUCAAAGGACGCCGUAGAAGGCCUAGUUCAAAACGAGCCUAAGGUCAAGGACGGUGCCCACACUUCUGGACCUUUAAGUGAAAACGCCGUUUCUACGACUUUGUCUUUCCCCAAAUCGGAGAAUGCUGAAAGCGACUUGCAAAAAGCGACGUCAGAGGUGAUUCUUUUGAGGGAGGAGGAGAGCAAGCUUAGACAUGAAAAUCUACAGUUAAAAGAGGAGCUUCUGCGCCUGCGCCAAGCUGGAGGCGACGGUCGCGGCGCGGCGCGGCGCCACUCGUACGGGCCGGAGAAGCACGCGCAGGCGGCCAUGAUGCCGUGGCUCGCCACCGCCGUCGCCAUGGCCCUGCUGGGCAUCAUCAUCGGCAAGUUCCUCAUGUGAACGGUAUCGUUGCCGCCGCGGUGACCGGACGCCUCACACUCACCGCUGUUACACCACUCCCAACGCCUCUUCCUCGCACAAGGCAGCUUCACCUUCGUUUAACGCCCUUCUGGCCAUGCUUCAGUCGAGAUACGCUCCUGCCGAGAGCUGUGUGACUACGCUAGACAACCCCCUUGGAACCCAUGGAACAAUCGGUAAAAACCACCUGUUC
This is a messenger RNA of Cydia amplana, 1219 nucleotides long. RefSeq names its product vesicle-associated membrane protein-associated protein B (gene Vap33). The coding region runs from base 166 to 1008 and encodes 280 amino acids. Gene Ontology annotation, biological process: endoplasmic reticulum membrane organization. Gene Ontology annotation, molecular function: FFAT motif binding. The record is from RefSeq and is a predicted model, not a curated record. Gene Ontology annotation, cellular component: endoplasmic reticulum membrane; plasma membrane. The transcript is spliced from 8 exons. Lineage: Eukaryota; Metazoa; Arthropoda; Insecta; Lepidoptera; Tortricidae.